Parasteatoda tepidariorum (common house spider) is the source of this 1088-nucleotide messenger RNA. The record is from RefSeq and is a predicted model, not a curated record. Lineage: Eukaryota; Metazoa; Arthropoda; Arachnida; Araneae; Theridiidae.
UGAUUUUUCUAUGCUCUUGAACUUUAGAUGAAAUAAGAUAUGUUUGAAAAUGUAUAAAUAAAAAAAUAAAUAAACUUUUAUUUCUUAACAAUCAUCACUAGAUAGAGCGGCUAGUGUAAAACGAACGGUUAGCGGUACAUCUUGAUUUCCUUGGCGACCGCUAUUUUAAUCGACACCAAGAAUAACGCCAAGCUGGAUUAAUUCGCAUUUAGUUUGUGGCUUCCAUAUCUGGCAGUUUAUUGCGGUCACCGUGGAAAUCCAGACAUAUUUUUAUUUCAAAAAUCGCUUUUUACUUCAAAACACUAGAGUAGCAUUUCCUUUCUUUGAUUUAAAAAUUGAUAAAAGAAAUAAAACAUACAACUUUUUCAAAAAAUACAACGAAAAAUACCUCAUCCCUAUUUUUUGGUGAAAAAAUACUACAGUAGUACUGAAAAUAUUACGUACGGCAACCUUGAGGUCUACCGGUUUUUCUCUUUAAAAAAAUGAUCAGGAAAUGAUAGUGGUAUUUGAUUAGAUAAUUUUCUAGUUAAAUUAGAAUGUAUUUUGAGUCUUCCUCAGAGGUAAAAAAGGCGAUUUUUUAAGAUCGUGUUCGCAUAGUUAAAUGAAAAAUGGUGGAGGUUACAAUCACGCUUUUAUUAAUCAUUCUUAGCUCCAUAUGCCUGAUUAUUGUAAGGUGGAUGGUCAAAAGAUAUCGCAGCCACCAAAUUUUAAAGCGAUACGGAAUUCCGGGACCCAAGCCAAAUUUCUUCGAUGGUCAUUUGUUCGAAUUAAGAAAAGAUGAUACUCCACAAAAACUUAUAGACUCAUGGUUAAAGAAAUAUGGUAAUAUAUUUGGAUACUACACUGGAGAAGUCCCAUACAUAGUUGUAAAUGAUCUGGAAAUUAUCAAAAAAAUACUGAUUAAAGACUUUUCAAUGUUCACUAAUCGCCCGAGAUUGUACAUGAACAUUCAACCUUUUGACGCAUCUCUGAUUGGAUUGUGUGAUAUGCGGUGGAAAGAAGUUCGAUCCAUUCUCUCUCCUGUAUUCAGCACCAGCAAACUGAAACUAAUGAAAAGUAUUUUUGAAAAGAAAGUGAAUACUGAUUAA